This is a messenger RNA of Sclerotinia trifoliorum, 561 nucleotides long. The record is from the annotation of a GenBank genome assembly. NCBI's taxonomy places the organism in Eukaryota, Fungi, Ascomycota, Leotiomycetes, Helotiales, Sclerotiniaceae.
AUGUCUGACCUUGGAUAACCGAUACAAAUGAAGUUUAUUCAUUUUAUAGCUUUUAGAGUCAGCUAUCAUCGGUUUGCCAUCGAUAGACCUUUCAAGCCUCCCGGUCGGAAUUUGACAAAGGCUCUAGAGAAACGCCAUCUAGAACUCAUAGCACGAAGAUUCAAGGCGUUGGACUGGAAUCGUCAGGAGAAAAACACUUAUGGGAAGAUCACACAUUUUUUUGAGGUGAUAAAAUAUGUAUUACAAGAUCCGGCUGUCCUAGCCGAAAAUGUGUAUAACAUGGACGAGACUGAAGUGAUGCUAUCCAUGCCAGGCUCUGUCAAAGUCCUCGUAAGUAAGCAUGAUAUGCAAGAUUAUAAAGGUGCGUGAGUCAAGCGUAUCACUGUGACUGCGAUCGAACACAUUAGUGAUGGUAGAUAUUUAAACCCCAUGAUUAUUUGGCCAGCGAAUUCCCAUCGAAGCAACUGGACCACGUUCCCUACCCCUAAAUGGCAAUAUGCGUGCUCUGACUCUGAGUUCUGUUUCGAGAAUAAUAUUCUUUUAUGUCGUCUCCCCUCUCAA